AUGGAUUACAUUUGCACAAUCUGUACAGAUUCUUUGGAAGGAACAGACGAUAAAGCCGCAGUCCUCCGCUGUGGACAUACUUUCCACCGACUGUGUAUUACCACUUGCGUUGAUAUUUUUAAAAAGUGCCCUCUCUGUAACCUCCCAUCAAUAAAAACACAUGUGAAAGAUAUAUUUUUAAACUCCAACACUGCGUUUGAAGCAGCAGAAGACAUAGAAGCCAAGCAUGCGUUGAAGGAAUCACGAUUUGCAAAUAAAUACUUGAUGGCUAAAGUCUGUGUUCAACAAAAACAAGUGAAAGAGUUGACAGUAGCAAAGUAUAACGCUGAAUUGGAUGCAGAAACGGCACAAAGAAGAGAGACCCAACUCGGCGAACGAGCGGAAGAAUUUGAGCGAAAAAACUUUGCUAUUAAGAAAAUGCAAGCCAAUCAAACCAAAGUUUUGAGUGAAAAAGUAGAAAAACUAAAGAUUAAUGUAAAGCAGAAUGAAAAGGAAUGGUUGUUACGUAUCAAGAAACGAGAGACCGAGAUAGCUGCUUUAAAUAAUGAGUUAGCGAAUUUACAAGAAGCUUUGGAUGUGCAGGAGGUUAAAACAGAAAUAUGUAAAAAAAAAAUUGAAAUUGCUGAAGCGAGCCUCAGCGCAAAGGAUCGUGAUGCUCUACAUCUGACAUACCAGAUCAAGCUUUUGAACGAUAAUAAAGACUUCAUAGCUAAUAAAGCAACUAGUACACGCUCAUAA
This is a messenger RNA of Mucor mucedo, 738 nucleotides long. RefSeq lists its product as uncharacterized. The record is from RefSeq and is a predicted model, not a curated record. Bases 1 to 738 code for a protein of 245 amino acids. The transcript is spliced from 5 exons. Lineage: Eukaryota; Fungi; Mucoromycota; Mucoromycetes; Mucorales; Mucoraceae.